UGCAACAGGUUCUGACUGUAAAUCUGUGGCUGGACCAGUUAAUUCACCACCUGAGAUUAGUUUGAGAUGGGAAAGUGGGCCGAGUGCUGUCAUACAUUCUCUGCUGGCUGUAAAAAAUGGUUUUCUUCAGUGUCAUGUAGAGAACUUCAGCGCUGAAUUUCUAACGUCUUCCCUCACAAACAUUCAACAUUUUCUAGAAGAUGAAACUGUCGCAGAAGUGAUGCCUAUGAAGAUAAAAGUUUCCAAUGCAAGAAUUAAUUUAAAAGAUGACAGUCCACGUGAAAAUCUUAAGGCAUCUGAGCUGGUACCCAUAAAACUACAUAUUGACAUACUCUGGAUAGAAAGAAAUGAUGAUGGCUCAUUUCUCAUUAGAGACAAUCAAAGAGUAAAUGAUAUGUCAAAGAGGAAGAAUUCAAGCAGUGCAUUGCAGCAAGCAGCUGGACCUGUUGGACAUAAAACGCGGGACCAAGCCACGCAGACAACUUGUGAAAUUCCCAGACCUCUUAAAUCAAGCAAGGAUUCAGCUGACUUCCUUAAAAAUGAGCUUAUUGAAGAAAAUGAAUGUCUCAAACAGGAACUAGCCAAAGCCAAAAUGGCUCUUGCUGAGGUCCAAAUGGAAAAAGAUGCCCUGCUUCAUCGUAUAAAGAAGAUGAAUGUUGAUCAUCAGUAGGACAGUGUUCUUUCUGUUGGUGCAAGGCAUCAUCAACAGAACUUCAGGUGAUGAUGGCAUCUAAAAUACUGUUUGUAAAUCGCUGGAAGACAUGGUUAUUUUUUUUUGUCACAGACAAAGUUUUCUCAUUACGAACAAAAUGUUUGUGAACUAGUUACUAUUCUGAAAUUAUCAUUAAACAUUGUAACUUUUUUCAGCCCAUUUUAAACUGAAAUGACUUUGGAAAAAUCAGUUUUUACUGUAUUAAUUUACUGAAGAAAAAAAUCAUAUCAUCUACUUUUAAUAUUAUCUAAGGAGAUGUUAUUUUUAAAAUGUUUUCUGAAAAGUGGAUGGUUCAGCAAUGAAAGAAGGUACCUAGGUGUGUAACAGAGUAAAAUGUACCACGCCUCAUUAACAAACUGUACCUCUCUU
Messenger RNA from Balearica regulorum gibbericeps (East African grey crowned-crane), 1081 nucleotides. Lineage: Eukaryota; Metazoa; Chordata; Aves; Gruiformes; Gruidae. The record is from RefSeq and is a predicted model, not a curated record.